Molecule: messenger RNA, 1569 nt
Organism: Eimeria acervulina
Lineage: Eukaryota; Apicomplexa; Conoidasida; Eucoccidiorida; Eimeriidae
Product: tryptophanyl-tRNA synthetase, putative
Exons: 9
Coding region: 1-1569 (522 amino acids)
Biological process (GO): tryptophanyl-tRNA aminoacylation
Cellular component (GO): cytoplasm
Molecular function (GO): tryptophan-tRNA ligase activity; ATP binding
Source: RefSeq, a predicted model, not a curated record
AUGAGUACCCCCGGCAGCAGCAGCAACAGCAGCAGCAGCAGCUGCUCCAGCCUUGGGGGCAGCAACGGCAGCAGCAACAGCAGCAACAGCAACAGCAGCAGCAGCAGCGACUCUGCUGCUGCUGUUACUAUAAACCCUCAACUUAAACGAACAGCAGCACAUGAUGCUGCUCUAUUAAUUGUUAAGGGCGCUGCAUGCGUUGUCUUCAAAAUACCUGUAGCCAGAACAACCCGCAGAAUCAAAUUCUCCAAAGGGUACAGCUGCACGGUAACACUGGGUCCGAUCCCUGGUCUUUCAGAAGCAGCAGCAGCAGCAGCAGCAGCGGGAGGAGGGCCUCAGGCGCAGCAGCAGCAGCAGCAGCAGCUUCAGGAGCAGCAGCAGCUGCUGCAGCAAUUAGCGAAUGCAGCAAUAGAAGAAGACAAACAAAUAUUAGCGUUUGAAGUAUCUCGAAAGACAGCAGACAAACGUUAUGAAGAAUCUUAUCUUGAUGAAUUCGGCAUACCUGCAGAUCUGCAAACAGUUCGCAUUUGCGCCAUUCGAGACUGCGCAGUCAAUGCAAACGCGUAUCCUAUUCUUUCUCGUACGGGUUUAUUUGAAAAGAUAGAGAUAGGCCCCUUGAAGAGCAAUGCAGCAAAGGAGACAGUAGAUAUUUGUUUUACUUUUACUGUCUCUUCUUCUCUUGAAAAUAUAUCCCUAAACAAUACAGAGUACUUAGCUAAGCUGCUUCCGCAUGCAUCAGAAGAUGAGCUCCCGACCCUCGCCGAGCUGCUACCGCCUUCGGGUGUAGAGACAGCCCGAGAGGAGACAGCAGAAGAAGGAGACAGCACUUUAGUUACGCCUUGGCAGGUGAAAGCAGAAGGAGGCGUCGACUACAAUAAACUGCUUAAAAAAUUCGGCUGCUCUCCGAUCACCCCUGCACUCCUCAAACGGAUAGAAGAUGCAACGGGCCGUCCUGUACACCACAUGUUAUCGAGGGGUUUAUUUUUCUCGCAUAGGGAUUUAGAUGUGCUGCUGACGCAUUAUGAAAAACACAAAGCAGCAGCAGCAGCAGCAGCAGCAGGAACAGCAGCAGCAGCAGCAGCAGCAGCACCUCCUUUCUACUUGUAUACAGGCAGGGGGCCUUCAAGCGAAGCACUUCAUAUCGGUCACCUCGUUCCUUUCCUCUUUGCAAAAUAUCUCCAGGAGGCCUUUGAUGUUUUAUUAGUUAUUCAGUUAACUGAAGAUGAAAAGUAUUUAUUUAAAGACGAGUUGGGUCUGCAACAAACAAAGAGAUUAGCCUUUGAAAAUGCUAAAGAUAUUAUUGCUUGUGGCUUUGAUUUAGAUAAAACCUUCAUCUUCUGCAACACGGAUUAUAUAUCUUCUUUAUACCCGACAAUGCUGAAGAUUCAAAAGAAAGUUAAUUUAAAUCAAAUUCGAGCAAUCUUUGGCUUUGAAGGCAGCGACAAUAUAGGGAAGGUUGCGUUCCCUGCAACUCAAGCAGCCCCAUCAUUUGCAUGCGCUUUCUCUUCUAUCUUUGGAGACUCUCCAGCAACAAACAACAUCAAAUGCCUUAUCCCGCAGGCUUUAUGA